AUGCCCAAACCUCCCGCCGUUGACUUCGACGACUGCGUGGGACUCAUCAGAGUCUACAAAGACGGCUCCGUCUGGCGCGCCAAUCUAGACAACCACCCGACCGCCACCGACGACGACGAAGACGGCUCCGUUCAGUGGAAAGAUUACGUUUUUAACCCUAAGAACAACCUUUCCCUCCGCCUCUACAAGCCCUCCGCGGCCGCCGCCGCCGCCGCCAAACUCCCCGUCGUCUACAACAUCCACGGCGGCGGCUUCUGCAUCGGCUCCAGGACCGAGCCGUACCACCACGGCUGCUGCCUCCGUCUCGCCGCCCAGCUCCGGGCGGUGGUGGUGUCGCCGGACUACCGCCUGGCGCCGGAGAGCCGGCUCCCCGCCGCGAUCGAGGACUGCCACUCGGCUCUGGAGUGGCUCCAGCGUCGAGCCGCGGCUGGAGACGACACGUGGCUGAGUGACGUGGCGGACUUCGGGAAGGUGUUUGUUUGCGGGGAAUCGGCGGGAGGCAACGUCGCUCAUAACUUGGCGGUGAGGGUCGGAUCCGGGUCGCCGGAGUUGGGUCCGGUUAAGAUUAGGGGCUACGUGGUGUUGUCGCCGUCUUUUGGAGGCACGGUGAGGACCAAAUCGGAAGUUCGGACUCCCAAAGUUCAGAUGCUGACCCUUGACAUGGUUGACUGGUUUUGGAAAUAUUCGAUCCCAGUUGGAGACACGUGCGAUCAUCCGUUGGUCAACCCGUUUGGACCCGGGACCGAACUGGUUGGACCGGUGGAGCUGGAUCCGAUCCUUGUGGUUUCGGGUGGAGGCGACAUUCUGGUCGAUCGCAUCAGAGACUACGCCGAGAAGCUGAAAGAGCUGGGGAAGAGAGUUGAGUAUGCAGAGUUUGAAGGAGAGGUGCAUGGAUUUUUCACCUACGAUCCAGAGUCGAAAGCGUCGAGGUCGGUGAUGGAUCUGAUUAGGAAAUUCGUCACCGAGAAUUCGAACUGA
Linum tenue is the source of this 978-nucleotide messenger RNA. Lineage: Eukaryota; Viridiplantae; Streptophyta; Magnoliopsida; Malpighiales; Linaceae. The record is from the annotation of a GenBank genome assembly.